This is a messenger RNA of Vigna radiata var. radiata (mung bean), 893 nucleotides long. RefSeq lists its product as uncharacterized. The transcript has 4 exons. The coding region runs from base 102 to 635 and encodes 177 amino acids. NCBI's taxonomy places the organism in Eukaryota, Viridiplantae, Streptophyta, Magnoliopsida, Fabales, Fabaceae. The record is from RefSeq and is a predicted model, not a curated record.
CAGUGUAUGAUGAAAGAGACACGCGCAGUGUACUUGCGACUUCUUCAAUCGGGCAAAACGCACUUACAACAUUAAAGAUCUGUGUUUCUUGUCGGAGAGAUAUGUCACGGGGGAGAUCUGAUUCCGGUGGUUGGUUGAGGGGCUGUUUGGUGGUGUUCGCGGUGGUUUCCGCCUUGGGAGUGUGUGGGCCUGCGCUCUACUGGCGAUUCAAGAACGCCAUCUCUCUUCGCAAUUCCCACAACAAAUUCUCUUGCCCUCCUUGCCUCUGCAACUGCCCUCCUCCACUAUCGCUAUUCCAACUCGCUCCUGGAUUGGCGAAUCUCUCUGUCUCAGAUUGUGGAAGUAAUGACCCGGAUCUAAAGGAGGAGAUGGAGAAGCAGUUUGUGGACCUUCUAAGCGAAGAGCUGAAGUUGCAAGAGUCUGUUACUGAGGCAAACACACGGCACAUGAACAUAACUUUGGCUGAAGCAAGAAGAGUGGCAUCUCAGUAUCAGAGAGAGGCUGACAAAUGUAUUGCUGCAACUGAAACAUGUGAGCAGGCAAGAGAACGAGCUGAGGCCAUACUCAUCAAGGAGAGAAAGAUAACUGCGGUGUGGGAGCGACGUGCUCGUCAAAUGGGUUGGGAAUCAGAAUAACUGCAUAAGUUUUGUUAUUUAUAUUCUUUAUGGCUAUAAUCAUGAUUAUGGUUUUACACAAGAAUACAAGCAAAAUGCUUGGUUUGUCCACCAAUUUAGGUUAAAAUUGAUAUCCUUACUGUGUUUGUAACUGUAUCCCUUAUAUGCUAGUAUCAAACAAAUUUUAUGUCAGAUAAUUAGUCUGUUACCAAGGUUAAAACUCAUGUUCAUCGACUUGAUAAUUUUUAUACCUUAUAUUUAGCUCUAGUUUGAAGUAAA